Molecule: messenger RNA, 1078 nt
Organism: Talpa occidentalis (Iberian mole)
Lineage: Eukaryota; Metazoa; Chordata; Mammalia; Eulipotyphla; Talpidae
Product: mediator of RNA polymerase II transcription subunit 6-like
Exons: 7
Biological process (GO): regulation of transcription by RNA polymerase II
Cellular component (GO): mediator complex; core mediator complex
Molecular function (GO): transcription coactivator activity
Source: RefSeq, a predicted model, not a curated record
UCUGUUGAAUUCGAUUUUGUUCUAUUUUGUCAUACUUUAUCAUUUUGUUUCUUUUUUAUAGAUAAUCUGCUGGGAAUCUCUUGGGUUGACAGUUCCUGGAUUCCUAUUUUGAACAGUGGAAGUGUCCUGGAUUACUUUUCAGAAAGAAGUAAUCCUUUUUAUGACAGGACAUGCAAUAAUGAAGUGGUCAAAAUGCAGAGGUUAACAUUAGAACACUUAAAUCAGAUGGUUGGAGUGGAAUACAUUCUUUUACAUGCUCAAGAACCCAUUCUUUUUAUCGUUCGGAAACAACAGCGGCAGUCCCCUACCCAAGUUAUCCCGAUGGCUGAUUAUUAUAUCAUUGCUGGAGUGAUCUAUCAGGCACCAGACUUGGGAUCAGUUAUAAACUCUAGAGUGCUUACUGCAGUGCAUGGCAUUCAGUCAGCUUUUGAUGAAGCUAUGUCAUACUGUCGAUACCAUCCUUCCAAAGGGUAUUGGUGGCACUUCAAAGAUCAUGAAGAGCAAGAGAAAGUCAAACCUAAAGCUAAAAGGAAAGAAGAACCAAGCUCUAUUUUCCAGAGACAGCGUGUGGAUGCUUUACUCCUAGACCUUAGACAGAAAUUUCCUCCCAAAUUUGUGCAGCAAAAGUCUGGAGAAAAGCCUGUCCCAGUGGAUCAGACAAAGAAAGAAGCCGAACCUAUACCAGAAACUGUAAAAUCUGAGGAGAAGGAGGCCACCAAGAAUGUCCAACAGACAGUGAGCACUAAAGGCCCUCCUGAAAAACGAAUGAGACUUCAGUGAGUGUUGGACGAGAGAGAAACCUGUAAGACUCUUCCUGUCCUUUAUUAUACCUCAUUACUGUGACAUGCUCUUGAACUUUAAAAUUCUUUGUCACAAUCCUCUCAUUUGUAUAGAAUGUUGUACUUGUUCUUUAAGGAAAGAUGAACGGAUCUUCAUGCUUUCCAUAUGAAUAUUUUUGAUGUAUCCUUUCCUUUGUGAUCUUCCCCCUACUGAACUCGCGCAACUUCCUCAAUCAUAUGUGUACCUUAUACAUUAAAAAAAAUAAAUUUAUUUGUAUAAAUUACUUUAUCAUGGCUUU